GACCAGAAAUAUUGUGCUUGUUAUUGAAGCCAGCGUAGAUAUUGCACGUUCGUUCGAGGCCGUUGUGUUUGAGCUUUAAUAAGUGAGUGCGUUAAGACGCAUCUUGUUUUGAACGCAGUGUAAAUCUCUCUUUCCAGAAAUGUCAUGUUUUAGUGGUGACCUCAACUUCUGCCCAGAAUGUGGGAAUAUUCUUCCAGUGCCUGGCAGGGAAAAUACUAUCACCUGUCCACGGUGUUCCUUCAAAAUCCCUGUUCGAGACUUCACAGCUCAAGUGAUUCAGUCCUCGGUGGUGUUUAAUCCUCUGGAUCAGAGCUCCAGCACUGUUGACAGCGAAGAAGAUGCUGAAUUAAAGGGCCCAGUGAUUGACAGGAGAUGUUCCCGCUGUAAUAAAGAAGGAAUGGUUUAUCACACGCGACAGAUGAGAUCUGCAGAUGAAGGACAGACGGUCUUCUUCACAUGCAUACACUGCAGGUUCCAAGAAAAGGAGGAUUCAUGAGAAAAUUGCUGUUG
Molecule: messenger RNA, 510 nt
Organism: Carassius carassius (crucian carp)
Lineage: Eukaryota; Metazoa; Chordata; Actinopteri; Cypriniformes; Cyprinidae
Gene: polr1h
Product: RNA polymerase I subunit H
Exons: 4
Coding region: 140-496 (118 amino acids)
Biological process (GO): termination of RNA polymerase I transcription; DNA-templated transcription
Cellular component (GO): RNA polymerase I complex
Molecular function (GO): DNA-directed RNA polymerase activity; zinc ion binding; nucleic acid binding
Source: RefSeq, a predicted model, not a curated record